GAGCGUGCGUUAGUCGCGCACACACGGUACCGGCAUUGAUAUGCGCGCCCAUCUCAAAAUCAACACCGAAUCUCAAAUCGCAUCCUGACUAUUCUCCAGUCAGACACCAUUCAAGUAUUAUUUUCUACUGCGAUAAGUCACAGAGUGCAAGUCAAGUGACAGGACUGAAGAAAAAGUUGAAAACACGCCGAAGUCAAGAUGGAGCAGUUUGAACAACUGUUAACCUGCGCCAUAUGUCUGGACAGAUACAGAAAUCCAAAAUUGCUGCCAUGUCAGCACAGCUUCUGCAUGGAGCCGUGCAUGGACGGGCUCGCGGACUACGUGCGACGUCAGGUCAAAUGUCCCGAAUGCCGUGCAGAGCAUCGCAUCCCAUACCAGGGGAUUCAGGCGUUUCCAACCAAUGUCACCCUUCAGCGAUUCCUGGAGCUACACAUCGAGAUCACCGGCGAAUUACCGGAUCCCACCAGCGGGCAGAUUAUGGAACGAUGCAAUGUCUGCUCGGAGAAAUCCUAUUGCAGCCCAUGCUCCCACUGCGAGAAGAAGAUCUGUGAAGAAUGUAAAGGUGCUCAUAUGGAUAUCCUACGCAGGGAAAUUGUUAGGAUCAACAAUCAAAUCCGACGUGGUAUUCAUCGCUUGCAGGAUGCACUCUCGAUGGUCGAGAAGAACGCGCAGAGCAUUCAGACGAACAGCUUGUCUGUUUCCGAGGAAGUGGAGGAGAUCUACAGACGUCUCUCCAAAGCGGUCAAGGAUCGCACCGAGCACUUGCGCGGCGAGUUGGAUCGUUACAUGUCCACCGAAGUGCGCACGCUGACGACUCUGAAGGACAACUUGGAGCAGGAAAUCUCCAACAUCAUCAGCAACUGCGACCUCGCCGACAAGCACUUUAACGAGAACGUGCCUUGGGAUGACUGCGAGUUGAUGGACGCCAAGGAGAUCUUCUUGAAGACUGUUGAUUUCAUUAGGAACUUUGAGUAUGAGAAUUCGGAUUACAGCCGAAAAGUUAGGUUAGUCCUGGCGCAUGAUCCCAAUCAGCUGGUUUUACACGUGGCAGGUUAUGGGGAUUUGAAUAUUACCAAUCCGAGUAAUCCCUUUGGACAGGGUACCGCUCUGCAGGUGCCUGGAGGUCCUGGUUUGAUGAGAUCCAAGAGUGAUCAUCGUUUAGCGUCGCAAUUUAGGCAACAAGAGGAACGUCAAGGGUAUUACGAUGGAGAGGAACCUCCAUUAGCAGGAAGGAAGUUUGGGGAGCGUCAUACCAAGACCACAACUGGUGGAGAUAGGUAUACAGAUCGUUAUGGUCGUGGUGGUACUGAAUACGGAGAAGAUUAUGAAGAAUCUUCAAGGCCACCUAGGUCUAGAUAUCGCAGCAGGUACAACCGCCAUGGAGAUAAUGAUUCUGACACUGAACAGACCAGUAGGGUACGAUUCAAUGAGCAACAACAUAAAGAACGGGAACGUGUCCUUGACACAGAAGACGUUGCUAAAGGACCACUUAGUGGUAUUACACGUCUGGCGGACUCACCGAGAGUCAUGAAGAAAUUAAUUGAAUCUGAAAGUGGUGGGGGUAAGAAAAAGGAAAAAGAGGUACCAUCAGUACAACCACCUCAACCUAAAGUGGUACCCAAACGACCACCACCACCAGCUAAUCGCCAGCAAAGCGAGGAGGAUGAAAUCGCUAAAAUCAAAAAACAGAAUAAAGGCGCAACCACCUCCACUGAAACCGAACCGCCUGCAACUGUCACUAGACAAACCUCUAGGCGUGAAGAGGAGGAAAGACCAACGCAUGCCGCGAGCAGAAAGACACCGGCACCCGCCGAGGCGACCACGAGUGCCGAAGACGAGUCGGACGAAUCAACAUCCGCGCCCCAGCAGCGCAAGACGCCGGUGAAACCGUCGGUGGCGUCCGCGCAAACCGCGACCACACGUCGCACAUCCGCGGAACCUAAAAAAGCCACACGUUCAACCAGUUCGGAUUCAUCAACAUCGAGCGAGUCUAGUGGUUCGGCAGUGCGUAAUACCGGCGCGGCGUACACCGCUGAAGAGGUAAAGCAGAAGUAUUUGGCGCGCGGUAGCGUUGACCAUAGUGGCGACGCUCCCUCGCGCACCCGCCAGUCCUCGACGGGGUCCAACAGCGGUAAGGACAAACCCUUCCAGAGUCGCUUCUUGCAGAACAAAACCACACCCACCCCACCACCAGCCAGUACCAAAGAGGAGGAGACCGAGACCAGCAGUGAGGAGGAGACUUCUUCCGACAGUGAAUCCGAAGAGUCCACACCGAAAGUCGAGCCCAAAGAACCACCAAAGAGUGAUAUUGCGCCGUUGUUAGCGCGGAGUCAACUAGCGCGUGACAACAGCACUGACUCGUCGCGCAAGCCCACGACAACAACAACAACCACCAGGGAUGACACCACCGGGUAUGGACGGUCAAGAUAUAGUACUAAGGAAGACCCACCAAUUAACAAAUAUUCGACACACAGCACACGCACACGCCCCACAUACGAAGAUGACACUCCUAAGUACGGCUACACCAGUCGCUUCCUCAACAAGAGCAAGAGCACCGCCGCGGUGGCCCCCGAAGAAGACGACUCCAAGUACCAUUCUUCCUUCGAUGAUGACAGCAAGUAUCCAACGAGUCGCAGUCGUUAUAUGGCGAUGAAAGAACGCCGGCAGAGGUUGGCGCGGAGCAAGUCCAGUCAUAAUUUCGACGAUGAUGAUACCGAGGAGCAAUUGUCGCCGACGUCGACAAAUCCGAGCGCUUAUCUCGCCUCGAGGGGAUACGGAUCGGCGUCGUCAUCGGCAAUGAACGAUCUGGCGCGCAGCCGAUCCUCGCACGCGCUUAAAUCCAGAGAGAGCUCGCCCGAACGCCCAUCGCCCGGUACCGAGAAGGAUGGCGCGGCGCUCAGCUCCUGGGCGCGAUACUUGAAGAACAAAUACGGUAAUCGCGCCACUGGUAAGGACAAGGAUGGCGGAAGUGCAACGCCUUCGUCUGCGAGCAGUUCCGCUGCCGCAAGGCGGCUAUCACUCGGCUUGCCUCUGCGGUCGUCGACGGAAAUGGGAAGCUCCGAUGACGAUUCAAAAAACAUGCAAGGCUCCCCCACUACCCCUACAGCAGCUACAGUAGCGGCAGCAGCCGGUAUCGCGGUGGCAACAGCAGGUACUUCCCCUAGAAGCCAGUACCUGCAGAAAGGCCGCAAGCUGUUUGAGAUAGGGAGUCGGGGGAGCGAAGCCGGAUGCUUCACGUGGCCGCGCGGCGUCGCCGUCGGCCCGGACAACACCAUCGUCAUCGCAGACUCGUCGAAUCAUCGCGUGCAGGUGUUCGACGCCAGCGGCAAGUUCCUCAAGGAGUUUGGGACGUACGGCAACGGCGAGGGUGAGUUCGAUUGCCUCGCCGGCGUCGCCGUCAAUCGCAUCGGUCAGUUCAUUAUCGCCGAUCGAUACAAUCAUAGGAUACAAGUAUUCGAUCCUUCUGGGAGGUUUUUGAGAUCGUUUGGUAGUCAGGGUUCGUCGGACGGGCGAUUUAAUUAUCCCUGGGGUAUUACCACGGACGCGCUAGGUUUUAUUUAUGUUUGUGAUAAGGAGAACCAUCGAGUUCAAGUUUUCCAAUCGGAUGGAACAUUUGUCGGUAAAUUCGGCACAAUGGGCAACAAGCAAGGACAGCUCGAACAUCCCCAGUACAUCGCCGUAUCGAAUACGAAUCGUGUGGUUGUAUCAGAUUGCAAUAAUCAUCGCGUGCAGAUCUUCGACGUAAACGGACGUGUGCUGUCUGCGUUUGGCAGCGAGGGAUCAGCCGAAGGACAAUUUAAAUUCCCCAGAGGCGUUGCAGUUGACGAUCAAGGUUACAUAUGCGUAGCUGAUUCCGGGAACAACCGCAUACAGAUAUUCCACCCGGACGGCACGUUCCUGAAGGAGUUCGGUUGCUGGGGAACGCGCGACGGCGAAUUCAAGGGAUUAGAAGGCGUCGCGAUCGCAUCGAACGGCAACAUUCUCGUCUGCGAUCGUGAGAACCAUCGAAUUCAGGUGUUUUGAAAAAAUGGGUUCUCGUUUUAUUUGUAUUAUUCUCUAUUCUUUGACGAUACGAUUGUAAAUUUUGUAUAUGCAAAACGAUGUAAACGAAACGGAACGUCAUGGUUACUAUUACGCAAUACUUUGAAAACUGUACUAAUUUUGUGGAUGAUUAUUUGAUUAAUAAUUUCGCUCAUUUGUCAAUGUGUGUUACCAUUUUGUUAUAGUUGCAAUGAAUUUACGAGAGGUAUAAUACUUUAAUACGUGUAUAUUAAACAAUUUCUACUUCCAACCAACAA
Molecule: messenger RNA, 4298 nt
Organism: Dalotia coriaria
Lineage: Eukaryota; Metazoa; Arthropoda; Insecta; Coleoptera; Staphylinidae
Product: RING finger protein nhl-1-like
Exons: 8
Coding region: 199-4023 (1274 amino acids)
Biological process (GO): protein polyubiquitination; proteasome-mediated ubiquitin-dependent protein catabolic process; negative regulation of translation
Molecular function (GO): translation repressor activity; protein binding; metal ion binding
Source: RefSeq, a predicted model, not a curated record